Silurus meridionalis is the source of this 710-nucleotide messenger RNA. Its product is annotated as C-X-C motif chemokine 11-6-like. The coding region runs from base 261 to 554 and encodes 97 amino acids. The transcript has 4 exons. Gene Ontology annotation, cellular component: extracellular region. Gene Ontology annotation, biological process: chemokine-mediated signaling pathway; neutrophil chemotaxis; cellular response to lipopolysaccharide. The record is from RefSeq and is a predicted model, not a curated record. Gene Ontology annotation, molecular function: CXCR chemokine receptor binding; chemokine activity. Lineage: Eukaryota; Metazoa; Chordata; Actinopteri; Siluriformes; Siluridae.
UGCAUUCAUAUGUGUUUUAGUCACUGGUGAAGGUAAAGCAUUAGAAUUUCCAAGAAAUAAAAAAACAAAAAGUAAAAGGGAAGUGAAAGUAAAAAGUGAAACAGGAAAGUGACGUAAUCACAACGUUGUAAAAUGGAAAACACCGAGCUUAAAGUAUAAAAAGGAAUCUCAGCACACUCAUUCAGUUAGUCGAUCAGAUUCACUCAUCAGAUUGACUCUUCAGCUCCUCAUCCAGAAGUGUGUUCAAAAGCAAGAGGAAAAUGAAGUCUGCUGCAGUUUUUGUUGUGUUAGCCUGCCUGCUUUUUGUUUAUGUACAAGGACAGGCCAGGACCAGUGUAAGGAGAUGUUUGUGUCCGGGUCGUGGUAUGAACAGCGUCCGAAUCCAACGUAUUGAACGGAUGGAAAUUUAUUCUCCAAGUGCAUCUUGUGAAAAUCUGGAAAUCAUAGUUGUUCUGAAGAAUGGUGCUGGUAAAAAAUGUUUGAAUCCAGAGUCUACUUUUGUCAAGAAUUACAUCAGGAUGGCCAGACAAAACAGGGUUCAAACGCAGCAGUAAAGCAGCACUGCUCAGAUAUUGAAGGAAAAAAGACAUGAAUAUAAUUUUUUUUUUCUUUUCCCAAAAGCCAAUGUGUUUUAUUUAUUUUGUAUAUUUAUUUUGUAUUUAUUUGGUAUGUUGUAUGCAUUUUGUAUGAUUGUUUUGAUGAAUGUGUAA